GCUGCCAACCGCCGUUAAACAUAAUCGAAGAAGAAUAUUAUAGAAGUGGAGGCAUGCUUGAAGGUUAGCGACACAUUGAACGAAAUACAAUAACAACUUCGAGUUUGACACACAAACUGAGUAGCAAGUUAUGCAAUUAUCGUGUAGAACAUGGUAAUAUAAUCUACAUUUGGAUAUAAAAGCCACGACACAAGUCUCGGUGAUUCCAGCGAGCUAUGGCCAGCCUGUCCAACUACGCCGUACGUAUGGCGCGUCUCAGUGCACGUAUCUUUGGGGAUGUGGCGCGUCCUACGGACAACAAGUCCAUGAAGGUGGUCCAGCUGUUCAAGGAGCCGCCCAUGGCCCAGAAAAAGGAGGUGUACGACUGGUACCCUCAACACAAGAUCUACUAUGCCCUUACGCAGAAGCUACGAUACAUGGGACUCUUCAGAGAUGAACACGAGGACUUCAAGGAGGAGAUGCGUCGGCUGAGGAAACUGAGAGGCAAAGGGAAACCCAAGAAGGGCGAGGGAAAGAGAGCCACCAAGAAGAAAUGAGCACUUCCUUUCCCUGUCCUAUAGGACCUGUGGAUAAACCCAGCCCUGUCCUAUAGGACCUGUGGAUAAACCCAGCCCUGCCCUCUCAUAUAGGACCUGUGGAUAAACCCUGCCCUGUCAUAUAGGACCUGUUGAUAAACCCAGCCCUGCCCUGUCAUAUAGGACCUGUGGAUAAACCCUGCCCUGUCCUAUAGGACCUGUGGAUAAACCCUGCCCUGUCCUAUAGGACCUGUGGAUAAACCCUGCCCUGUCACACAGGACCUGUGGAUAAACCCUGCCCUGUCAUAUAGGACCUGUGGAUAAACCCUGCCCUGUCCUAUAGGACCUGUGGAUAAACCCUGCCCUGUCAUAUAGGACCUGUUGAUAAACCCAGCCCUGCCCUGUCAUAUAGGACCUGUGGAUAAACCCAGCCCUGUCCUAUAGGACAUGUGGAUAAACCCAGCCCUGUCCUAUAGGACCUGUGGAUAAACCCAGCCCUGCCCUGUCCUAUAGGACCUGUGGAUAAACCCUGCCCUGCCCUGUCCUAUAGGACCUGUGGAUAAACCCAGCCCUGCCCUGUCCUAUAGGACCUGUGGAUAAACCCAGCCCUGCCCUGUCCUAUAGGACCUGUGGAUAAACCCAGCCCUGCCCUGUCCUAUAGGACCUGUGGAUAAACCCUGCCCUGUCCUAUAGGACCUGUGGAUAAACCCUGCCCUGCCCUGUCAUAUAGGACCUGUGGAUAAACCCAGCCCAGCCCUGUCAUAUAGGACCUGUGGAUAAACCCAGCCCUGUCCUAUAGGACCUGUGGAUAAACCCAGCCCUGUCCUAUAGGACCUGUGGAUAAACCCAGCCCUGCCCUGUCAUAUAGGACCUGUGGAUAAACCCAGCCCUGUCCUAUAGGACCUGUGGAUAAACCCAGCCCAGCCCUGUCAUAUAGGACCUGUGGAUAAACCCAGCCCUGCCCUGUCAUAUAGGACCUGUGGAUAAACCCAGCCCUGUCCUAUAGGACCUGUGGAUAAACCCAGCCCUGCCCUGUCAUAUAGGACCUGUGGAUAAACCCAGCCCUGCCCUGUCAUAUAGUACCUGUGGAUAAACCCAGCCCUGUCAUAUAGGACCUGUGGAUAAACCCAACCCUCUCAUAUAGGACCUGUGGAUAAACCCAGCCUUGCCCUGUCAUAUAGGACCUGUGGAUAAACCCAGCCCUGUCAUAUAGUACCUGUGGAUAAACCCAGCCCUGUCCUAUAGGACCUGUGGAUAAACCCAGCCCUGUCAUAUAGUACCUGUGGAUAAACCCAGCCCUGCCCUAUAGGACCUGUGGAUAAACCCAGCCCUGUCAUAUAGUACCUGUGGAUAAACCCAGCCCUGUCAUAUAGUACCUGUGGAUAAACCCAGCCCUGCCCUAUAAAACCUAUGAAUAAACCCAGCCCUGUCCUAUAGGACCUGUGGAUAAACCCAGCCCUGUCAUAUAGUACCUGUGGAUAAACCCAGCCCUGUCCUAUAGGACCUGUGGAUAAACCCUGCCCUGUCAUAUAGGACCUGUGGAUAAACCCAGCCCUGCCCUGUCAUAUAGGACCUGUGGAUAAACCCAGCCCUGUCCUAUAGGACAUGUGGAUAAACCCUGCCCUGUCAUAUAGUACCUGUGGAUAAACCCAGCCCUGUCCUAUAGGACCUGUGGAUAAACCCUGCCCUGUCAUAUAGGACCUGUGGAUAAGCCCAGCCCUGCCCUGUCAUAUAGGACCUGUGGAUAAACCCAGCCCUGUCAUAUAGUACCUGUGGAUAAACCCAGCCCUGUCCUAUAGGACCUGUGGAUAAACCCUGCCCUGUCAUAUAGGACCUGUGGAUAAACCCAGCCCUGCCCUGUCAUAUAGGACCUGUGGAUAAACCCAGCCCUGUCAUAUAGGACCUGUGGAUAAACCCAGCCCUGUCCUAUAGGACCUGUGGAUAAACCCAGCCUUGCCCUGUCAUAUAGGACCUGUGGAUAAACCCAGCCCUGUCCUAUAGGACCUGUGGAUAAACCCAGCCCUGCCCUGUCAUAUAGUACCUGUGGAUAAACCCAGCCCUGUCAUAUAGGACCUGUGGAUAAACCCAACCCUCUCAUAUAGGACCUGUGGAUAAACCCAGCCCUGUCCUAUAGGACAUGUGGAUAAACCCUGCCCUGUCAUAUAGUACCUGUGGAUAAACCCAGCCCUGUCAUAUAGUACCUGUGGAUAAACCCUGCCCUGUCCUAUAGGACCUGUGGAUAAACCCUGCCCUGUCAUAUAGGACCUGUGGAUAAACCCAGCCCUGCCCUGUCCUAUAGGACCUGUGGAUAAACCCAGCCCUGUCCUAUAGGACCUGUGGAUAAACCCAGCCCUGUCCUAUAGGACCUGUGGAGGAAUCACAACAGUCCUCGUUUGCUUUGGGACACCAGAGGAAUGGCCUCCCUAACUGUGUUCACACCGGUAACAUGUGACACCCCCCCCCCACCUCCAGGAUGUUCAUAAUGAAUGGAUCCUUGGAACAGCUGAUGACGUGUGUUGAGAGGAUCCCUUUCAUGUCCCCAUCACAGAAGAUCCUGUCUGACAAGUGACCAGUCUUUUGACCGCUGUGUGUUUGGUACAUCAAGCAUUUCUGUUCUCAUAGUCUCUGUACGGUGAAAGGAGUCUCUGUACAGUGAAAGGAGUCUCUGCACAGUGAAAGGAGUCUCUGCACAGUGAAAGGAGUCUCUGCACAGUGAAAGGAGUCUCUGCACAGUGAAAGGAGUCUCUGCACAGUGAAAGGAGUCUCUGUACAGUGAAGGGAGUCUCUGUACAGUGAAGGGAGUCUCUGUACAGUGAAGGGAGUCUCUGUACAGUGAAGGGAGUCUCUGCACAGUGAAAGGAGUCUCUGCACAGUGAAAGGAGUCUCUGUACAGUGAAAGGAGUCUCUGUACAGUGAAAGGAGUCUCUGCACAGUGAAAGGAGUCUCUGCACAGUGAAGGGAGUCUCUGCACAGUGAAGGGAGUCUCUGCACAGUGAAGGGAGUCUCUGCACAGUGAAGGGAGUCUCUGUACAGUGAAGGGAGUCUCUGUACAGUGAAGGGAGUCUCUGUACAGUGAAGGGAGUCUCUGUACAGUGAAGGGAGUCUCUGUACAGUGAAGGGAGUCUCUGUACAGUGAAGGGAGUCUCUGUACAGUGAAGGGAGUCUCUGUACAGUGAAGGGAGUCUCUGUACAGUGAAGGGAGUCUCUGUACAGUGAAGGGAGUCUCUGCACAGUGAAGGGAGUCUCUGUACAGUGAAGGGAGUCUCUGUACAGUGAAGGGAGUCUCUGUACAGUGAAGGGAGUCUCUGUACAGUGAAGGGAGUCUCUGUACAGUGAAGGGAGUCUCUGCACAGUGAAAGGGUGAAGGAGACCUGGAAGGCAUCGGUACAUAGAACUGUGAUGUUGGUAUGUUCCUAUUGACUGAGACCAAGCUGGUGUUUUACAUCUGUUCUGAGUGACACCAGGUGUCGUGAAUAAAAUACUGAAAACAAAAUCUGCUGAAA
Messenger RNA from Oncorhynchus keta (chum salmon), 4018 nucleotides. RefSeq names its product 28S ribosomal protein S33, mitochondrial-like. Bases 216 to 536 code for a protein of 106 amino acids. The transcript is spliced from 3 exons. The record is from RefSeq and is a predicted model, not a curated record. Lineage: Eukaryota; Metazoa; Chordata; Actinopteri; Salmoniformes; Salmonidae. Gene Ontology annotation, cellular component: mitochondrion.